GCGGCUGUGAUUGGCGCGGCGGGAUCACUGGCUCCCCAAGCCCGGCCCGGGGGAGUCGGCUGGAGCCCGCUGCGCUUUGAUAAGGUCCUGGCAACUCAGUAAUAACCCGAGAGCCGGGAAAUAAAAAUAACCCCUCAUAGCCGUGGAUUUCGGGACCGCCCAGAGUCCGAGGCGCCCGUCUCCCCCGCCGAAAGCCCUGCUGUAAAAGAAAGGAGGCUCAGAUGAGCCCCUGCUGACUUGAGAGAGAAAGAGAGACCACGCUGGUUGCUGAGAGGAACUGGAAGAAGAAAAAAAUCCCCAAACUCAGUGAGAAGAGCUCUCUCACCAUGAGUAGCGCUGUGUUGGUGCCUCGCCUUCCAGACCCCAGCAGCAGCUUCCGCGAAGAUGCCCCCCGACCGCCGGUUCCGGGGGAAGAAGGGGAGACCCCACCGUGCCAGCCCGGGAUGGGAAAGAGCCAGGUCACCAAACCCAUGCCUGUCUCCUCCAACGCCAGGCGGAAUGAGGAUGGGUUGGGGGAGCCUGAGGGGCGUGCAUCUCCGGAUUCCCCUCUGACCAGGUGGACCAAGUCAUUGCACUCCUUGCUGGGAGAUCAAGAUGGUGCUUAUCUCUUCCGGACUUUCUUGGAAAGGGAGAAAUGUGUGGAUACAUUAGACUUCUGGUUUGCCUGCAAUGGAUUCAGGCAGAUGAACCUGAAGGAUACCAAAACUUUGCGAGUAGCCAAAGCGAUCUACAAAAGGUACAUCGAAAACAACAGCAUUGUCUCCAAGCAGCUGAAACCUGCCACCAAGACCUACAUACGAGAUGGCAUCAAGAAGCAACAGAUUGAUUCCAUCAUGUUUGACCAGGCGCAGACUGAGAUCCAGUCGGUGAUGGAGGAAAAUGCCUACCAGAUGUUUUUGACUUCUGAUAUAUACCUCGAAUAUGUGAGGAGUGGGGGAGAAAACACAGCUUACAUGAGUAACGGGGGACUGGGGAGCCUAAAGGUCGUGUGUGGCUAUCUCCCCACCUUGAAUGAAGAAGAGGAGUGGACUUGUGCGGACUUCAAGUGCAAACUUUCACCCACUGUGGUUGGCUUGUCCAGCAAAACUCUGAGGGCGACAGCAAAUGUGAGGUCCACGGAAACUGUUGAAAAUGGAUACAGAUCCUUCAAGAGGAGCGACCCUGUUCACCCAUACCAUGUAGGUUCUGGCUACGUCUUUGCACCAGCCACCAGUGCCAAUGACAGUGAGAUAUCCAGCGACGCACUGACCGAUGACUCCAUGUCCAUGACGGACAGUAGCGUAGAUGGAAUCCCUCCUUACCGUGUGGGGAGUAAGAAACAGCUCCAGAGAGAAAUGCACCGCAGCGUGAAGGCCAAUGGCCAAGUGUGUCUACCUCAUUUCCCGAGAACCCACCGCCUGCCCAAGGAGAUGACCCCCGUGGACCCCGCCACCUUCGCGGCCGAGCUGAUCUCCAGGCUGGAGAAACUACAGCUGGAGCUAGAGAGCCGCCACAACCUGGAGGAGCGGCUGCAGCAGAUCCGAGAGGAUGAAGAGAAGGAAGGCUCCGAGCAAGCGCUGGGCUCACGGGACGGGGUGCCCACCCAGCACCCCCUUUCCCUCCUGCCCUCCGGCAGCUAUGAGGAGGACCCACAGACAAUUCUGGACGACCAUCUGUCCAGGGUCCUCAAGACCCCCGGCUGCCAGUCCCCCGGUGUGGGCCGUUACAGCCCCCGCUCCCGCUCCCCGGACCACCACCACCACGCGCAGUACCACCCCCUACUCCCACCCGGGGGCAAGCUGCCCCCGGCCUCAGCCUCUCCGGCCAGCUGCCCCCUCCUUGGGGCCAAGGGCUUCGUGACCAAGCAGAUGACGAAGCAUGUACACCACCACUACAUUCACCACCACGCCGUCCCCAAAACCAAGGAGGAGAUUGAGGCGGAGGCCGCCCAGAGGGUACGCUGCUUCUGCCCCGGGGGUCCUGAGUAUUACUGCUACCCGAAAUGUAAAAGCCACCCCAAGGCUCCGGAGCUUGGGCCAGCAGAGCAGUUUGGCGGCAGCAGAGGCAGUACCCUCCCCAAGCGCAGUGGCAGAGGCACGGAGCCGGGCCUGGCCCCGCUGGCCAGGGAAGGAGCCGGAGCACUGCAGCUUCCCGGGGAGGAAGGAGACAGGUCUCAGGACGUCUGGCAGUGGAUGCUGGAGACUGAGCGGCAGAGCAAGCCCAAGCCCCAUAGUGCCCAAAGCACAAAAAAGGCCUACCCCUUGGAGUCUGCCCGAGCAUCCCCAGCCGAGCGAGCUGGCCGUCACCACCUGUGGGGGGGCAGCAGCGGGCACCCCCGCACGGCCCCCCGUGCCCACCCGUUUACCCAGGACCCUGCAAUGCCUCCCCUGACCCCACCCAACACCCUGGCACAGCUGGAGGAGGCCUGCCGCAGGCUGGCUGAGGUGUCGAGACCCCCAAAGCAACGGUGCUGCGUGGCCAGUCAGCAGAGGGACAGGAAUCACUCAGCCACUGGUCAGACAGGAACCACACCCUUCUCCAGCCCAAGCCUGGCUUCAGAAGAUCACAAAGAGCCAAAGAAACCAGCAGGGGUCCACAUGCUCCAGGCCAGCGAGUUGGUCGUCACUUACUUUUUCUGUGGAGAAGAAAUCCCGUACAGGAGGAUGCUGAAGGCUCAGAGCUUGACCCUGGGCCACUUUAAAGAGCAGCUCAGCAAAAAGGGAAAUUAUAGGUAUUACUUCAAAAAAGCAAGCGACGAGUUCGCCUGUGGAGCGGUUUUUGAGGAGAUCUGGGACGAUGAGACGGUGCUCCCCAUGUAUGAAGGCAGGAUUCUGGGGAAAGUGGAGAGGAUCGACUGAGCCUCGUGGGUCUGGCUUUGGCGAACUGUGGGGCUAAAGCCCGCACGAACGGUCUCAGACGAGAGCAACCGCGAUGAAACAUUUUUGAAGGAAAAAACACAACAACAGUGAAGACAAAGUCGAGGGAAGAAUUGGCCACUGGGCCUUGGGGAGGGUGGGGGGAGGUUGGUUUUCAUUAAUCACAAGCUGGGUACUGAGAUAAGAAAAGCCUGAACUAUUUAUUGAAAACAUGACCACUCUUGGCUAUUGAAGAAGCUGACUGUAUUUGAGAGACUGCCAUACAUAAUAUAUGACUUCCUAGGGAUCUGAAAUCCAUAAACUAAGAGAAACUGUGUAUAGCUUACCUGAACAGGAAUCCUUACUGAUAUUUAUUGAACAAUUGACUACCCCUAUCCCCAGUUUAUGGAUAUGCUGCUUUAAACACAGAAGGGGGGAGAGGAAGUUUUCAUUGUUCUAUCUAAACUUAGGAGUUGAGCUUAGGAGCGCAUUAAUGCUUUCUCCAUUAAAAGAGGAAUUAUGCUCUGCCCUGCAUUUCUCCAAGUGAAGAUAGACUUUUUCAAAUGGUGCCCUACCAUUGACACAUGCAAAAAUUGGUGCAUUUUUUUUUUUUUCCUAUGCUGCUCUAUUUUGUCACAAAGGUCUUGAGGUUUGACUUACGUUGCAACAUCACCGCCAUUUUGGGGUCAUCAUGUUGGAUGGGGUGAUCCACUGCAGAGGAGAGGAGGGUUCUCUGGGGCCCCAGAUUCAUCCUCGUAGCUCUCCACCAAGGCCGGGGCUUCCUAGAACCUUGUGGUUCAAAGUGUGAUUGAUUGAAAUAAUUCCUUGGAGUUGUUUUUUUCUUUUUUUAAAAAUUAGUCUUUGGACCCGAACCAUUCUGGAAACUACCCCCCUGCCCUGCAAAGAAGCGAACAGUGGUGGGAAGACCUAGCAGCACCCUUUCCUCCAGACACCUUCAUCUUGACGUUCGGGUUUUUGUGUUAAGUUAAUCUGUACAUUCUGUUUGCCGUUGUUACUUGUACUAUACGUCUGUAUAUAUCGUACGACAAAAGAGUAUUAAUCCACUAUCUCUAGUGCUUGACUUUGAUUCAGUACAGUACCUGUACCUGCACGGUGUCCCACGCCGUGUAUCGCCCUAUAUUGAGGGCUCAAGCUUUCCCUUGUUUUUUGAAAGGGGUUUAUGUAUAAAUCUAUUUUAUGCCUUUUUAUUACAAGUCUUGUACUCAAUGACUUUUGCCAUGGCAUUUUGUUCUACUUAUACUGUAAAUUAUGCAUUAUAAAGAGUUCAUUUAAGGAAAAUUACUUGGUACAAUAAUUAUUGUAAUUAAGAGAUGUAGCCUUUAUUAAAAUUUUAUAUUUUUC
This is a messenger RNA of Rhinolophus ferrumequinum (greater horseshoe bat), 4196 nucleotides long. It is a transcript of the gene AXIN2, whose product is annotated as axin 2. Gene Ontology annotation, biological process: negative regulation of canonical Wnt signaling pathway. The record is from RefSeq and is a predicted model, not a curated record. The coding region runs from base 327 to 2837 and encodes 836 amino acids. The transcript has 11 exons. NCBI's taxonomy places the organism in Eukaryota, Metazoa, Chordata, Mammalia, Chiroptera, Rhinolophidae.